Molecule: messenger RNA, 1413 nt
Organism: Daldinia caldariorum
Lineage: Eukaryota; Fungi; Ascomycota; Sordariomycetes; Xylariales; Hypoxylaceae
Product: histone-fold-containing protein
Exons: 3
Coding region: 482-892 (136 amino acids)
Cellular component (GO): nucleosome
Molecular function (GO): DNA binding; protein heterodimerization activity; structural constituent of chromatin
Source: RefSeq, a predicted model, not a curated record
CCCACUUUGGUUUAAGAAUUUGCAGGGUUUUUAAUUGAAAUGGCUGGAGCACGCGUCGCGGGGCGUGCUCAAGUCGCGUUCUAGCGUCCCAAUUAAGUUAACAGGUGGGAAGUUGCGAAUUGAAUUGAAUUUCCCAGCCCCUUCGUUUUUUAACCUAAUUUCGCACUGGCAUUAUUAUCCUUCGUCAAACCGGGUUCGUGUUAACGUUCUUUCUUCCUUCUUUCUUUCAUAGGAAUGUCCCUAACUCUUAAUAAUCGUUUGUCAUUCAACGAAACAAUCUUUCGUUUUUCCUUUGACAAAAGUCAGCUUAGCUUUCAAGUAUAAUACCUAUUCUGAUCUGUCAUACUUGAUCUGCACUUAAACUCAAAUUCGGCUGCUCAAGAAACCCAUUGUGCGCUCUACCCAGUCGCAUAGUUGUCGCAUUAGAACCUUUUGGUUCUCGACCAAUUCCUUCAGCCAGAAUACACUCCCUAUCACAAAAAUGAUUCGAGGCCGUGGUGGACGAGGUGGUGGGCGAGGUGGUGGACGAGGAGGCGCCUUAAGAGCACAGCCUGGCGAUCCAAUUCCCUACCCUCGAAGAAGAAGAUAUAGGCCAGGAACUGUCGCACUGAGAGAGAUCAGAAGACUGCAAAACAACACCGACCUACUCAUACGAAAACUACCUUUCUCCCGACUUGUUCGAGAAAUAGCUUUAACUAUGCGCCCGGCGGACGAAGGAAUGCGAUGGCAAUCGCAGGCUAUAUUAGCGCUUCAGGAAGCUGCCGAGGCUUUUCUAGUCCACUUAUUCGAGGACUCGAAUCUAUGCGCCAUCCACGCGAAACGAGUUACCAUAAUGCAGAAAGACAUCCAGCUCGCGAGACGGAUACGUGGCGUAUGGGGCGGCCUUGGCUAAAAGGUUUUAAAAGCGGUAGCAAGAGACGCCUAUCACAAAAUGAUACGGUUCAGGACUCUGCACCCCCCCAAAAAUCUACCCCUGCAUCGGCUAGGCCACUUGUCUGGGGAAGAGGGGGAUUUUGUAUAAAAAGCGGUCUAUCGACGCAGGCGAUCAAAAUACCACGGCGUUCAGCUGGUUGGCUUAAGGGGAAGAGAAAUGGCGUUUAGGAGUCAAGAAAGUUAGACCGACCUGAGGGCAAAGGGGGGGGAUAACGGUCAGGUUUUGCAUUUUAAAUUUGAUACCAUAGUGCUUUUUCUUUCUAUAAGCCCGCAUGCAAUUCAUCGGAAUAUAAUGCUCGUAAUUGCAACUUUCAAUACCUACCUAGGUACCUUAGGUAGUUUAAUCUGUGUGUAUAUUCCAGACAAUGCCGAGAGAAAGGAAGAAAGUCGUGCAGGAGCUAAAAACUCUCCGGAAAUUCCGUGAAAUUCGGGUCCACGUGGGGAAGCUCAGGGUUUUAGCGGUGGAACCUAAGCUGCUAA